Molecule: messenger RNA, 4232 nt
Organism: Stylophora pistillata
Lineage: Eukaryota; Metazoa; Cnidaria; Anthozoa; Scleractinia; Pocilloporidae
Biological process (GO): nucleoside metabolic process; intracellular mRNA localization
Cellular component (GO): endoplasmic reticulum; cytosol; nuclear outer membrane-endoplasmic reticulum membrane network
Molecular function (GO): adenosylhomocysteine nucleosidase activity; methylthioadenosine nucleosidase activity; glycosyltransferase activity
Source: RefSeq, a predicted model, not a curated record
AAUUGAAAAUGGCCGCUGCAUUUGAGGGUCCUAAACAUCUUGAUGAUGCUGCCUCUUACUGCCAUCUGGGUAAUUUACACGGGGAGCUGGGUGACCUAGAGCGAGCAAAAGACUUCCAUUAUCGCGCCUUGGAGAUUCGUCUGAAAAAGCUUGGACCUGAACAUGUUGAUGUUGCAGCCAUUUACAAAAAUCUGGGUAUUAUAUGCGAGAAGCUGGGUGAAAUAGAUCGAGCAAAAGAAUGGUAUGAGCGUGCCCUGGACAUUCUUCUGAAAAAGCUUGGCCCUGGACAUGUUGCUGUUGCAGCCUCUUACAACAAUCUGGGUAUUUUACACUGGGAGCUGGGUGACCUAGAGCGAGCAAAAGACUUCCAUUAUCGCGCCCUGGAGAUUCGUCUGAAAAAGCUUGGACCUGAACAUGUUGAUGUUGCAGCCACUUACAACAAUCUGGGUAUUAUAUGCGAGAAGCUGGGUGAAAUAGAUCCAGCAAAAGAAUGGUAUGAGCGUGCCCUGGACAUUCUUCUGAAAAAGCUUGGCCCUGGACAUGUUGAUGUUGCAGCCAGUUACAGGAAUCUGGGUAUUAUAUACGAGAAGUUGGGUGAAAUAGAUCGAGCAAGAGACUUCCAUUAUCGCGCCCUGGAGAUUCGUCUGAAAAAGCUUGGACCUGAACAUCUUGAUCUUGCAGCCACUUCCAACAAUCUGUAUGAGCGUGCCCUGGCGUUUCGUCUGAAAAAGCUUGGACCUGAACAUGUUGAUGUUGCCGCCACUUACGACAGUCUAGAUUUAGUUACAGGUGGGAUCCCCUGGUAUGUUCUCCAUGGAGGACCUUCAGUACUCAACGCAUACCAAAGAGGAUUAAAAUUUGGCAAGACCUAUGACAAGCGAACAAAGAUUUUAUUGAUUGGUCAGGAUCGUGUUGGUAAAACAAGUCUUCGAAAACAUCUCCAAGGUGUAAAAUUCGAUCGAGAUGAAACAAGCACCAGUGGAGUGGAAAUGAUGCCAGCUGUUAAGAAUGCAGCAAAGCAAGCAUGGAAAAAUCCUGCUUCUUUUGAAUCCACUAGUGCCUUUGAUCACAAAUGUGCAGAGCUGAUCAACAAGGAGUUAUCAAGAAGCUCUCCAGAAAAAUCACAUUCUGCUCGACAGCUCAGAGGUGAAGAUGACUCUCCAAAGAAAGAGUCAGGAACAGAAAAACCAAGGGGUGAUGGGCUCACACCUAUAGUUGACACUGAAACUGUCGAGGGUGACAUAAGAAAACAGAACCAGGAGCAGAUACCAGUGAAAGUUGCCUCUCUCUUACGAAGAAAGAAUCCGGACAAAGAUGACGGCAUAUGGCCUAUAAUUUGGGAUUUUGCUGGCCAAGCAGUAUAUCAUGCCAUUCAUCCUAUUUUCCUAUCUCAAGAAGCCAUAUAUGUGUUAGCGUUGGAUCUGACAAGAGAGUUGACUACCCCAGCACAGUGUCGUGUACAGCCUCGUGAUCAUGCAGAGGUAGAAGUAACAUCACCAGACACGGAGGAUACUAACCUUGAUCACAUUUUGAAAUGGCUGGACUUGGUACAUUGCUUGUCAACUGCAAAGAAACUCGGACGGACAACAGAAGGUGCUUUUCCUCCAGUCAUACUUGUGGGUACACAUGCUGAUAUUAUAAGGAAUUCGGGGCGUGAUCCUACCAAAGUAAUGGACGCAGUGCUUGACAAGAUUUCUGAUAUGGCCCCACAUGAAAUCGUAGAUCAUAUCCAUGCCAAAUUUGUCAUUGAUAACACAAAAGCUGGUUGUCCAGUUCAGCAAGAGGACCAAGAGAUAGUUUCUAUGCGUCAGAGAAUAUUGGAACUGGCUGAAAAGAUGCCACACACAAAGAACGAAAUUCCUUUGCUGUGGCACUAUGUCGAAGAGAAAAUCUUUGAAAUGGUAGAAAAGAAGGAGCAUUACCUUCCUAAAAAGCGUUUUCAAAAGGAAGUUGCAGACGCCCUUUGCCAUUUUGAUGUCCAAGAUGACGUAGAAGGACUUCUUCACUUUUUACGAUCUCGUGGAACAGUUAUCUAUCAUGAUCACCCUGAAAAUCCAGAUGGUUUGGUAGUACUGGAUCCACAAUGGUUGAUCGAUGUACUCAGUAAGAUAAUAACAGUGUAUCCAACUUGGGAAGCAAGACCUUCUAUCAAGAAACAUUACCGGGUCCUUGGGAAUACAGGAUUUCUUUCCAACGUAUUGCUCAAUCAAUCAUUUAAAAACUUGAAAUUGGAGAGAACAAGGAAGAAUUUACUUGAAUUGAUGGAAAAGUUUAAUCUAAUCUGCAACUCUAGAGGCUGUAAAGGGAGAGACUUCCCUUACUUUGUACCCUGUAUGCUGACACUCCCAAUGAACGACAAAAGAAGCAAGUACAUGGAAAAUGGCCCUUUACCAGUCUACCUCACUUUUAACACCAACUAUGUUCCAGCUGGUCUAUUUUGUAGGCUGAUUUCACUUUUCUGGGAGUGGACCUCACAGCUGUGUGGCAUCUUCAUAGAACCCACCCUGUUUGCAAAUUCUGCUCGAUUCAAUGUCAGCAAAUUCUACCACAUUACCUUAGAGGCUCACAAAACUGUGAUCAGCUUAAAGCUGUGGACAAAUGGUGACUCCAAUCAAGAGGAAGAGAAAAAAAUUUGUGGGCAACUGUUGAGUCAUCUAGAACUUUGCAAGACCAUAUUGCGUAGCACCUGUCAGUGGUUGAUAUCUGUUUCUUGGAAUGUGUCUGUACAAUGCACAUUGUGCAAACCUUGUCCUGACAAGUGUCUCAAUACAGACAUUUGUAUUUGGCACAAAAAGCAAGGUUGUUGUCACUCUGACUGUGGUCACUACAUUUCAUUAAGAGACUUUGCUGCAAGUUGUAAGUACUCAGAUCAUGAUGCACCUUCCUUCUGUCCAAAAAAACUGGAUCCUUGGACUCAGGCUUUGUCCGAAUUCGAAAAAGGAAAUGGCUCAGAAACUGUGAAUGGCGUAAAAGAUGAUUUACAGGACUCCAUUGGCAAUCCACCUCACCUCAAUUUUAAGCUUCCAGAUUUAAAGGACCUUUUUACGUCAGACAGCUGCUGGAGCGAUUUUGAACUUCCAGUCGAUAUCCUGUUGUUAACGGUGGAGGACUGUGAGUUCUUAGCAUGUUUGCACUAUCUCGAUCAACCCUCAAGGAGGUACUACAAAAGCACUGGGUAUGUGUACUACGGGUUCAUGGGACAUCAACAGGAGGAGAAGUUGAAAACUGCUUUGGUCAAGUGUACCAGAGGUUCUGCAGUUCCUGACGGUUCUUUGAUUGUUGUCAAUAAUGUAAUUUUAGCUCUGGCACCCAAAGUUGUGUUUUCUGUUGGUACUUGCAUUGGGUUGACUCCUAAGGAAAUCAGGCUAGGAGACGUAGUUGUGUCUUCAAAGUUGACAACGCUUGCUUACAAAACUCCUGUAAGUAGGGAUAUUGGCAACCUUAUCAAACAUGCAGCUGAUGGCUGGAGAGCACCCUUGAAAGACCCUCAAGCUCGUAAAGUAAACGUGAAAUGUGACGGUACUAUCUUAAGUAUUCCACCCUUACAGGCAAGCAGUGAGAACAUAAUUCAGAAAUAUUCUGAAGCAACUGCAGUGGAGGUGGAAGGUGAAGGAGUGUUUGCUGCAGCUCAUAGUCUGAAAACGGAAUGGGUGGUUGUAAAAGGCAUCAAAUGCUAUGCCAACGAGAAUCAGUCGUCAAGCUAUGAGUGGGAUGUAUUCGCAAGUGUAAUGGCAGCCUCUGUUGUGUCCAACAUUUUGAGGAAUCCAGGCGUAUUCCAACAUUGGAGCCAUUAUAACGAAGGUAACUUUCCUCUAAAGGCUGAUAGUUUCGAAAGAAACUGUUUGGGGCUGCGUCGGUGGGCAAACUUUGAUGUUGUGUUACUGCAUGCGCUACUGAGGAAUGUCUGUGCGUUGACUCCCCCCAGGACUGGAUGGGAUAGUCUACCACUUAACUUAGAUUUUAGCAAGGAUGCCGACAUAGUCAGGCUAAAGUACUCCAAUGAUGAUGUGUACAGCCAUGCCAACCAAGCAUCUGUGGACGAUGCAACAUUCAACAUCUACUGGCAGGAUAUCAGUGCUGCCAAAGUAGUUCUGGGAGGGUUUGGUUAUAGAUCUGCUAUCGACAAAGCCACAUAUGAAAUUGAACAGACAAGAAUUCAGGUUAAAAAACUUAGUGACAAGUUGGACACCUUGCUACUACAACAAGGAGAAACAAAGAGUCGAGGCCAGUAG